AUGGGGGAUAGUUCCAUGUGUCCUGAUGUGGACCAAAAGCGCUUUCAUAACAUUCUCCAAAGAUCUCUCACACAGUUUAAGCUCAAAAAGCCAAUGAUUACAAACUACAUGAUCCAUCACCUAGAUUAUCUUGUUACUAACUUCUGUUAUUUCAAAGACAUCGCUCUUGUAAGCGAAUGCUUGUGUACAGACAACAGCCGAUUUAACUUUGCAUUCUACCAGAAGAUGAAUGUUUUUAUACGGAUCAUCAAAUUCUCUAGCGACGGUUCAGUCGGAGACAGGCAGGAGGCAGACAACCCUACUGAUAGCCUCUCAAUCAAAAGUAGUGUGAGUAGCACCGCGGGAUGCAUAUAUCCUAUGACAAAGGAAGAAUGGAUAAGAAGAAGUAAAGAUGCUUUAUUUGGAUUAGUUUCCGAAUGUACCAACAUUUCAGACACAGAGGAUGAGGAUGACAAAGCCAGGAUGAAGGAGAUCUUUAGGAAUUUUGAGAUCAAUGAAUACUUCGGAAAUGGAGAGGACUUAGAGUAUCUUGUGUUCAAUCCUACAUCGAAAGUUCUGAAACACUUUUUUGAGGUUUUGGCAUUCCACUUUAGGAUUCAUCCCCAUUACAUGACGGAGGCCCUUGACAGAAGCUUUAUUACUUCCUUCCUCGACACUCUCGAUUUUGAGCCUGCACUGAACCUUUUCAGUAUUCUUCUUGAGUUGAAAGGUCUUAACAUGCAGAAGCUGGCCAUGCUACUGAAGGAUGCGCGUCCGGUGUCCUCUCUCAUUGAGAGGAAGCAUUAUGUGGCACUGAAGAUGUUGCUUCUUGCUGAAUGGAUGGAUGAGGAUAGUGGGUCGAUGUCCAGUGAUGAGGAGGACUUUUUUCAUGACGAAAUAAUGCUGGCAGGAGAAAGACUUGUCUCCAUAUUUCUCAGGGAAGAGUCAUACUUUGAGUACAAGCAGAUAUAUGACAUAAUCGAGAUUCUGAGCUGUUCUCGCAGAUGCCCUAAACUGAAGAUCCCAGAGCUCAAAACCAUAGACUCCAAGAUGAUUCUUUAUAUAAGGCUAAUGGUGGGGCAACUUGACCUUCUCAUGGAUGAAAUAUUCCAAAACAAGAUCCAUCUCACACUUCUAGACCUAUUUUUUGGAAAUCCAGACAACCUGGCUCUUUUGAUACCCCUUACAAUAUUUCUUUCGUCGGCAAUUAAGGACCAAUCCAAAUUCUCUAUACUUAUAGAUACCGGAUUCUUGGAUAGGUUCCACGAUACAUGCAUCAAGUUCAUUUCAGUCGACAACGGGCCAAGGCCAGCUGUAGAGUCCAUAUUCUCUUGUCUUGUGUACAUAUAUCCACUGAUCACCUUCUAUCUUGCAAAGAUAAACAAGGAGCUUCUUGAUACAGACAAAUGGGUUUAUCUCUCUUCCAUGAUGGAUCCUUAUAGCAGGAUAGAAAAGCUGAAUUAUUCCAACGAUGAAGCAAUAGAAACGUUUCUUGCCAGAAAUCCCAGUGAGAGCUUUGUCAGGUACAUAUGUCAUCUUGUCAUCGAUGAGAUGCCUGUCCCCUCCAUAUUCCUUGAAAAGAGGUAG
Messenger RNA from Encephalitozoon hellem ATCC 50504, 1566 nucleotides. RefSeq lists its product as uncharacterized. The record is from RefSeq and is a predicted model, not a curated record. Lineage: Eukaryota; Fungi; Microsporidia; Unikaryonidae. The coding region runs from base 1 to 1566 and encodes 521 amino acids. The transcript has a single exon.